UCCGGGUGUUGUCUGGUUGCCGCCGCCGUGCGUCUCCGGUCUCCCGGCCGCCGCCGCCGCCGCUGCCGCCUCGGGUCCCGGAGCCAGGAGCGACGUCACCGCCAUGGCCGGCAUCAAAGCUUUGAUUAGUUUGUCCUUUGGAGGAGCAAUUGGGCUGAUGUUUUUGAUGCUUGGAUGUGCCCUUCCAAUAUACAACCAAUACUGGCCUCUCUUUGUUCUGUUUUUUUACAUCCUUUCACCUAUCCCAUACUGCAUAGCGAGAAGAUUAGUGGAUGAUACAGAUGCUAUGAGUAACGCUUGUAAGGAACUUGCCAUAUUUCUUACAACAGGCAUUGUUGUCUCAGCUUUUGGGCUCCCUAUUGUGUUUGCCAGAGCACAUCUGAUUGAGUGGGGAGCUUGUGCACUUGUUCUCACAGGAAACACAGUCAUCUUUGCAACUAUACUGGGCUUUUUCUUGGUCUUUGGAAGCAAUGAUGACUUCAGCUGGCAGCAGUGGUGAGAGGAAUUACUGCACUAUUGUCAAGUGGACUUCUUGUCAUUUGUUGGCCAUCUACGCACACAGGAGCUGGGGCAGGGAAGCUGAGUGGCACAGCAAGCCUCUUGGGGGUAUUCUAGGUGCUCCCUUCUCACUUUUAUUGUAAGCAUACUAUUUUCACAGAGACUUGCUGAAGGAUUAAAAGGAUUUUCUCUUUUGGAAAAGCUUGACUGAUUUCACACUUAUCUCUACUAUGCUUUUUGUGGUGUCCUGCUGAAUUUAAAUAUUUAUGUGUCCCUGUUUAGUUACUUUUUUAAAUCAGUAUGCAAUGUUAAGCAUUUUAAAAAUGUAAUAACCAUUUACAUUGGUUAGAAAUUAGAUUUCUGCUGGCUAUUACUGGGCUAAAGGACAUCUUUUGUCUUAAAAUUAUUUAACCUCCAUUGCAAAAGUUCAAAGAAGUUUUCAAUCAGUCAGGAUGACAACACUCCCAAUUUUAUGCAAACAUACAGACUGUUGGCAUACCUUAUAGACUGUACACUCAGCGCAAAUAUAGCUGCAUUUAUACCUCAGAGGGGCCAAGUAUUAAUGCCCGUGCCCUCCUAAGGGUUGCUGGUUUUGCCAGGAAGCAGGUGUUUUGUGAAUUGAAAAUUAUUUUAUGGGAUUGCUGCAAAGGAGUGCUUUUCUUCUCAAUUGUUAGAAGAAUUUAUUGUUAAAGGUAAGCGUGUAAAAGCAGAUUUUUGAGAUGGUUUUUAUUUAUGUUUAUUAUAGUUAAAGUAGAGUGAGUUGCAUUGUGGGAAGAAACGACAUUGAAAUUCCACUUUUUGAAUCCUCUUUCUGUCUCUGAGUGAAAUGUUUGAUCUUCUAUCAGCCUUCCAUAUUUUACCAUGGGUGAAACAGACAUACGUGGAACUAUACUACUGAUAAGGGAAAGUUGUAUGUUUGCGUCAUCUAGACCAGAAAACCCUUCCCUGCUUCCUCCUUUUAACUUAUUUUAUACAUUGUAUAUAUUAAGUAAAAUAACUUUUCAAAUAUAGUUUAAUAACACUUUAAAUUAGAGGUGUUUAUCUCACCUGGAAAGUAAUCGCUAUGCCAUACAAGCCGAGCGCCCCCUGCCCCGCAAGGCCUUGACAUGAUUAACAAGUGACUUGUUAGUCUUGCAGAGAAGUGAUGCAUUAACAAUUUAAGAUUUAGACCAUGGUAAUUGUAGUUCUUAUUCUCUAAGGUUAUAUCAUAUGUAAUUUAAAAAUAUUUAAGACAAGUUUCCUGUAUACCUCUCAACUUUCUUGAUUUUUAUUUCAUCAUGAUAGAUACGCUGUUCCUUUUAAAUGGCAUUUAUUGUGUGAAUUAAUGCAAAGUAGCCAAAUCCAGCUGUAUAGCAGCUUCAAACACAGACCUGACCAAAAAAUUCCCGGUAACCAGGCAUGAUCAAAUGGUAGUGGUCAUUUGCAUCUCAACAAUUAUCAGUACCUUUUUCUAGAGCUAGUUAGGAAAGUGGUUUGAGUUGGUCUGACAGUAUAUUGUUGAGGAUAUUUGUGUGUUUAGUCAGUAUACUUACAGGAAAAUUAUUUUGCCUUCAGACAAAACUGAGUGAUCAUGACAGCUACCUUUUGUUGUUUUAUAGAGUUUAUUUCUCAAGAAAAUGGAAACAGAUUUUGGGUUUGUUCAGCUUUUUACUGAAGAUGUGUAAAGGCCACAGGUUUUAUUGCUGAACCCAUGUUGUGACUUUAGCUGUGAGAUGGGCAGCAGAACAAAAGAUCUGCAUGUGGCCGUCCCACUUAGACAGUAGGCUGGACAUGACUUGCGGUGUUAUAAUGACGGAGACCUAAAGAGGAAGGUACAGGUACGCAUGAAGUAGCUGGCCAUACAGUUGGGAACUCAGUGCCUGUGAUCUACUUGAUUUUUUUUUUUUUUUUUUUGCAGGCAGUACAUCCUCUGGCCCUUCCCCAUUUUCUGUUCUAGAAUAUCAGUGCAGUGCACUGCUACUGUUUUAUUCACUUGGCCAUAGACUCUUUUUCUAACAGCUGCAUAUUCUUUCUGUGUACUGAUUGCAUUGGCAGCAUUGUGUCUUUCGUCUUGCACACUAGCUUGACAUAGUGCUGUCUCUGAUUUCUAGGCUAGUUAUUUGAGGUAUGAAUUUUCCAUAGAAUAUGCACUGAUCCUGCAUUGCCAUUCUUCUAUGGAAAGAAAACUUUUGAUGAUGAAACAAUAAAGAUUUUAAAUACCUA
Neomonachus schauinslandi (Hawaiian monk seal) is the source of this 2700-nucleotide messenger RNA. It is a transcript of the gene LEPROTL1, whose product is annotated as leptin receptor overlapping transcript like 1. The transcript is spliced from 4 exons. The record is from RefSeq and is a predicted model, not a curated record. Gene Ontology annotation, cellular component: endosome. Lineage: Eukaryota; Metazoa; Chordata; Mammalia; Carnivora; Phocidae. Gene Ontology annotation, biological process: late endosome to vacuole transport via multivesicular body sorting pathway; negative regulation of growth hormone receptor signaling pathway. The coding region runs from base 104 to 499 and encodes 131 amino acids.